This is a messenger RNA of Aspergillus chevalieri, 1056 nucleotides long. RefSeq names its product sugar phosphate isomerase/epimerase family protein. NCBI's taxonomy places the organism in Eukaryota, Fungi, Ascomycota, Eurotiomycetes, Eurotiales, Aspergillaceae. The coding region runs from base 1 to 1056 and encodes 351 amino acids. The record is from RefSeq and is a predicted model, not a curated record. The transcript has 2 exons.
AUGACCUCCUACAUCCCCUUCGAAAGCCUCCGCAACAUCCCCCUCUCCUACGCCUCCUGCUCCAUCGGCUCAAAACAAUCCGACACCCUUCCCCGCAAACUCGAAGCCAUUGCCGCAGCGGGUUUCACCGCAAUCGAGCUCUCCUUCCCGGAUAUCAUAGCCUACGGCACGCAGAUCACAGGCAAGGAACUGGGCAUCCGCGAAUACGCGCAACUCGUCAAUGUGACAAGAGAGAUUAAGAAACUGGCGGACUCGAACGGGCUGCAGAUCAUGAUGUUACAGCCGUUUGGGAACUUCGAGGGAUGGCCGCCUGGGUCCAGAGAAAGAGAUGAUGCGUUUCGGAGGGUGGCGGGGUGGAUGGAUAUUAUGGAUGCUGCGGGGACGGAUCUCCUACAGGUCGGCUCUAGCGACUCACCUGCCGGCAGAAUAUCUAUAGAUCGCAAAAUAAUCGUCUCCGACCUGCGUGAACUCUGUGACCUCCUCGCCAAGCGCAACAUGCGCCUCGCCUACGAAAACUGGUGCUGGAGCACCCACGCGCCGACCUGGAAAGACGUUUGGGAGAUUGUGAAAGCAAUCGAUCGCCCCAACGCCGGCCUCUGUCUAGACACCUUCCAGACCUCGGGCGGCGAAUACGGCGACCCCACGACGGAAAUGGGCCUGAUUAACCAUAUGCAUCCGACUGCCCUCAACCAGGUAUUCCAUGCUAGUCUGGAUGAGCUUGCGCGGACGGUGCCGCCGGAGAAAAUUUAUUUACUGCAGAUUAGCGAUGCGUAUAAGCCGCCGGAGCCGCUUGCUGAGAAGACUGUCAAGGGCUUGCGGCCUCGGGGGAGGUGGAGUCAUGAUUUUAGACCGAUGCCGUACGACGGUGGAUACCUACCUAUUGAAGAGGUUGCGAAGGCGGUGCUGCGGACGGGGUUUAGGGGGUGGUUUUCGAUGGAGAUUUUUGAUGGCGGGCCCGACGGGAAGGGGAGGGAAUAUGAUAUGAACGAGUAUGCGGAGAAGGCGAUGAAGAGUAUGCAGCGGUUCUUGAGCAAGUGUUCUACUGAUAGAGAUUGA